CACCCAUUGCAACUCAUUGUCUUCCCUCGAUUUUCCCCCAAAACACAAACACUUCGAAAACUCACAUUACACACUCCCUCACUCCCUGUCUUUGCCAUCUCACUCAUUCCCCGACGAAAGCGCCGACAUUUUCGCGCCGGAGCUCGUAAAAUGCAGGCUCCUACAAAACAAGAAGACUACAACGAGAUAUUUCGCAGCUCAAGCGGCUCUUCCAUUCCGAUCCUCGAACUUUCGGACACGGAUGGUUCGGUUAAUUUAAGGAGCUCGGAGAUUAAUUAUAAGGAUGUUUUUUCUGGUUGUAGUGAAGAUACACAAGCUAUUGGUGUCUCUUAUCAGGACUUGCUGUCUGCUAAUGUCAGGACUCGAUCAGCAUCAGAAGUUCCAUUGAAGAAGUUGGAUUGUCCAACAUUUCCCAAAGAAAAUCAAUUGCUUUGCGCUGAAGACUCAUCACUGAAUUUUGAUGAUAAAAAAAACUUUAAUAUGUCCUAUAACAAGACUAGUGCAGGAAGCCAAGAUAGGUCAAAUGGGACAAUACAUGUUGCUCAAUUCCAUCCUGAACCCGGGUUCACUACUUUUGUUGACGAUAGCAGUCCACAAGAGUCAAAAUUUGAGAAGCCAGAUCCCUCGGUAACAAGUGAUAUUCGUCCCAAACUGGAUUUCAGUGACAGGAAACCGGAGAAGGCCAUCCAACAUAUUGAUACCCAGAGAUCUAGUAGAAGAGAAGUUAAUUCUAGAAACAAAUUCCAGCAGGAUGGCUCAAUUUCCAACAAUAAGCUACUUAAUAAAGACGUGGAUGAUCUUAGACAGCGACUUCCGCCGCUCGUGGAAAAGAAUAAUAGCAAUAUUUUAAAGAGAUCAACAGUUUCCAACUCUGAGGAUCCUGAAGGUAUUGCAUAUGAACAUGCUACGGGUGAUGAUUCUCAGUCUUUCUUUAGUGAGGAACUUCAUUUGAACUCGACUUCUGCAAUCGCUGCAGCUGCACUUAAAGAUGCAAUACAGAAGGCUCAGAAAAUAAUUGAAAUUGCAAAGAAGUUGAUGGAAAGAAAAAAGAGUGGAUUGCACAGUCGGUCAAAUCAAGUAUUCGAAGAUUUUUUUAGGGUUGAAGUUAGAAAACAGAAUCCGAUUGCACAUGAAGAGAAGAGAAUUGACAACAUUAAUGCUAAAGACACAUGCGAUUAUGUUGAUUCUUUAUUGAAUGCUUUCUCUUGGAGAUGGAAGAAUGCAUUUAGGCACGGACAAGAUGAUUUGUACUUCAGAACUUCUACCUCAGCGAAGGUCACAAAUGCACAAAACCAUGCUACAAAUGUAAAGCGUGAACCAGCAGUUUCCACAGCAAGUAAUAUAUGGAAUAACAGAGCAGCCUUACCUGAACAGCAAGUCAUCAUGAAUAAGCAUGAAUAUGAUGCCAGGGAGGGGAAUUUAACUAGGGAAGCCUUGAUGAAGCAAGAAAUUAAUGUUGAAAAAGAGGAAGAUAAUGAGAAAGCUUAUGAAUCAGUGUUCAUUAAGCAGAAGGAACAUGCUGUUGUAAUGGAUAGUGAGUUGGAAAGUAGUGCAAAUAAAUUAGCUAAAGAUGUGGGCGUGGACUAUUCUCUCGUUUCCCAAGAGGAUGGAGAUUGUGGGAAGAUUCAGCAUGAACAGAACAUAAAAGAUGAACUGAAGUUUAAGUUUGUUUUGUUAGAGAAUAGUGAUUAUGAGAAGAUGACAUGCAAAACUCAAAAUCAAGAUCACAACAAACCAAAAGUAAAUUUUCAGCAACAUUCUGAGAAGGCAACAGAAAAUAUUAAGGAAGAACCUGAACACAGACCAAAAACCAUCUGUGAUGAAGGUUUGGAAGAGAAAUUUGAAGAUGCAUUUGAAUGGGUACCAAAUGAAGAUGAACUAAAUGAUUCUCUGGGCAGUGCAAGUAAUGAGAACGAAAAGGAAACCUAUAUGGCAGAAGUCAUUUGGGGUGAGAGGAGACUGGCUGAAUUGAAUAAAAUGACAAUUGAGGAGAAGAGAUCAACCGAUUUUAAUGGACAUAAAAAAAUUGAAGAGGCUUAUGGAAAGUCUGAGUUAGGUGGAAGCGGAAAUGGUUAUGGAAGUUGUAAUCAAUACGAGAAAACUGAGACUAAACAAACAGGGACCAAAAGGUUGGAAGCACUGCAGCAGUUUGAAUAUGAAUGCACUGUUAAUAGAGAACGUGACCCCCUGAGUCGUGAGGCAAGGGAUAACAUUAUCGAGACUCAAAAACCUUUCCAGCCCUUUAUGUUUGAUGAAAGUUUAAAAGCAGAACAAGUGAAUGAUAACAUCAGAAGCAUCGACACAGCUGCCAAAGAGUUCUGUGACUUUAGAGAGGGCAAGGCAGAAGAAGCUAAGGUGAUAUAUAAGGUACAUAAACUAGAAGAUUUUGAAACUGUUGGCUUGGUUCAAGGAGCUACUGAAGAGAAUGAGGAUAAGAAAAUGAAAAAUGUCUUUGAGGUUAUUUCUUCUGAAGGCAGCAUACCAGGAUUUGGUUUAACUGAUUCGGACCUUGAACACAAAGAAGAUGAGCAAAGAAACAAAGACUUCAAAUCAAACAUAAAUCCUGAUAAUGGUGCUCAGAUUUCAGUUAUUGUAUCUGCAGAGAAGGAAAAUGUUUUUAAAGAGGCUAAAAUUAAUCGUGAUGAGAAAGCAGUAAAAAAUAGUCCUGAUAUAUCAAAUGGGGAAAGAGAUGUGGUGAUUUUGAAGAACUUUGAAGCAUCUUCUGGAUCUGUUGUAUCGAGUGAAAUUGAGAAAGUCAUACAAGUUGAUGAAGAGAUGACUGAUAGACAUAAUACUCAUGUGAAUGGGGAUAGUUGUAAAACUAUUGAAGAGAAAGAAGCAUGCACAAAACCAGAAAAUGAGAUGGAAACAGAAAUUGUUGUUGAAGUUGCUGUGGACAAUGCUAAAGAAGAGGUUGCUAUGAAAGGGACAAAAACUGGGAAGGUAGUUUCAAAAGGAGUGGAAGGAUAUGAGUGCCUGAAGAAAAAUCAUGAAGAAAGCAAAAGGGAGAGACAGCGUGGAAAAGAUAGGAUAGCUGUUGAAACAGCAAUUCAGGAAGCUCGUGCACGGGUAGUUGCUGGAGCAAGAGAAAGGGCAGAAAGGGCUGCUGUGGAGAGAGCUACUGCAGAAGUUCGACAGAGAAUGAUGGCUGAGGCACGAGGAAAGUUCGAGAAGGCUACUACAACAGCUAAACCCCUGGCGGAGAAAACUUUGUUAGAUGCGAAGCUUAGAUCAGAGCGUGCUGCAGUAGAUAGAGCCACAGCAGAGGCUCGAGCACGCGCUCUAGAAAAAGCAUUAUCUAAGAAGCCUACUGCAACGGAGGAUAUUCGGAAAUCUGAUAAAGCUUGUAUUGAAUCGGCUCUUAGGAGUAAGGCAAGGCUGGAACGGGAAGAGAGAGUAAUGGAGCGUGCGGCAAAAGCCCUAGCAGAGAAGAAUAUGCGUGAUCUUCUUGCACAAAAAGAGGAAGCUGAGAAAAAUAGACUAGCAGAAUCCCUUGAUGCCGAAAUUAAAAGAUGGUCCACUGGGAAGGAGGGGAACUUGCGCGCAUUGCUCUCAACCCUGCAAUAUAUCCUUGGUCCUGGUAGUGGUUGGCAACCAAUAUCCCUGACAGAUAUUAUAAUGUCUAAUGCUGUAAAGAAAGCUUACCGAAAAGCCACUCUCCAUGUCCAUCCAGACAAGUUGCAGCAGCGAGGGGCUAGCAUCCGGGAAAAGUACAUUUGCGAGAAGGUUUUCGAUCUCCUCAAGGUAGCUUGGAACAGAUUCAGUUCAGAAGAGCGGUGAUCAGUUCAGAAGAGAGGUGAUCGCAACUUCAGUUAGAGUAGUAUGAGGAGGUUAUAUGACAUUUUAGUAUCGUAGAGGUCCAACCUUGUGUAAGGGCCGCAUACAUAAAUAAUCAUAUACUGUAAAGUUAUCCAACACAAAAAGCUACACACAGGCACUCUGGGUCCGAGAUCCAAAGAAGUGCAUUACCCAGUCAAGACAAUGUCUUUUAUGAAUAUUACUACAAUAUAUUUUGCAAGAACCAAACCUUCGGAAAGGAAAGGGUCGGGUUGAGACUUGAGACACUCUGACCGGAACUAGAGUAUGUUCUUAUGUUUAAGCUCAUCCCAAGGGCAAGGGAAAGCACAAUCCCGUUCAUUAUCUUGAAUUCACUUAAUGUGACCAUACAAGGGAAGCCUACUCGGGACAAAAACUUUAAGGGGUGAAUGCUGAAUAGGUGUAUUGUGCCUUAUUGUGAGUAUUUUUAACUUUUACUUAUA
Molecule: messenger RNA, 4259 nt
Organism: Daucus carota subsp. sativus
Lineage: Eukaryota; Viridiplantae; Streptophyta; Magnoliopsida; Apiales; Apiaceae
Product: auxilin-like protein 1
Exons: 7
Coding region: 151-3780 (1209 amino acids)
Biological process (GO): clathrin-dependent endocytosis; clathrin coat disassembly
Cellular component (GO): cytoplasm; vesicle; intracellular membrane-bounded organelle
Molecular function (GO): clathrin binding
Source: RefSeq, a predicted model, not a curated record